AAUCGAACAAAGCAAGAACAUCGAUAAAAUUGUAUUGAUUGUUCUAUCAUCACCAAUUAGCAUAAAUAAAUUGUAAAAGAAAUAUAUUUUGUAUCGCACACAAAUUAGAAUUGUAACGAAAACAAACCAUAAAAAAAUGCACUGCCGUGCUUGUAUGCAAGUGGAUUGUGAUACAGUUGUGGAUAUGAAUUGUGUCGGAACUGCGGAGGAUGGUAAAACACUAUACGAUUACUUCAAUGAAUGCACUCAACUGCAAGCAACAGCGAAUGAUGAACUUCCACAAAUAUUAUGUACAACUUGCACAGAACAACUACAUAAUGCCUAUAAUUUUAUAAAAAAGUCACGUAAGUCCGAUGGAGAACUCAAAAAGAUUUUGACAUUACAAAAAGAUGGCGUAGACAUUUAUACUACUACCCAAACGACACAGUAUGUAGAUGAAUGUACAAAUGAUCCUUUAGCGACGCCUGAAGAACAAAUUGUUGUAACUGAAACUUCCAACACUGUUAGCGAUGCUGAAGUGGCUAUACCUGUGCCAGAAAUAAAAGUAGAGUUAGAGUUAGAUAUUCCUGAAGAUUUUGAAAAAAUAAUGGAGGAUCAUGUUGUGAAAAGUGAUUCCGAAUCUUCGCAGCAGGGUAACAGUGAUGAUGACAGCGGUGACGUUAUCAAGCCAGGCGUGUCACAUUCUUGUGAAAUAUGUGAUUGUAAAUAUUUAACGCAAAAGGAAUUGAAAGAUCAUAUAUUUGAUCUACACAAAUCUCAUAUCAUCUGCAUGAAAUGUCCAAAAGUUUAUGAGCUACCCACGGAAUUACAACUUCAUGAAUCUAUUGUGCAUGGCACGGAAUCACCAUUUCAAUGUACAUGGUGUAGCGAUUCCUUACAACGUGAAGAUCUACCUAAACAUAUUCAGAGGGCGCAUAAGAUUUCAUAUUUCAAAUAUUUUCCGCGUACGAAAAGGCUUUGCAAUAAUAAUGAUGAGAAUAAUAGUUUUCGAUGUGAUGACUGCCAACUGCAUUUUUCAUCCAUACUUGAGUUAGCGUAUCAUGUAAAGGAUCACAAAUUUGACUGUCCAUUAUGUUUAAAGAGUUUUCGAAAACAUGGUUCGUUUCGGGCACAUGUUAAACGCAUACAUAAUCAUUCACUAAGUAGCUUAAAAGUUGCGGUUGGUGUUGACGACGAUGCAAAUAAGCCAUAUAAGUGUUCCUUAUGCUCCAGACAGUUCAGAUUGAAACGGUCUCUUCAAGGACAUUUGAAAGUGAAACAUAACCAGUGUACACGACAAUAUGUAAAAAACGACGAGGAUAAGCUAUUUGAAUGUGCGUUUUGCACAAUGCGUUUCGCUACCCAAAAUUCGCUUUAUCAUCACAAAAGACGCAAACAUCGAGAUUUAAUACCAACACCUGUUGCUGAUAGCGAAAUCAGUACUACGGUGGCGGAAAUGGAAAAUGACCAAGCAAACAGUGAAUUUGUUAAUUGCACAUUUUGUCAUAAGGAUAUACCAAGAAGUGAAUUUAAGCAUCACGAAAGACGACACAAGUAUGCCUUGAAUCAAAAAAGAAAAUUUUUAUGUGCAUUCUGCCCGCGUGAAUUUAAUUCUGAAUCUUCUGUUAAAUUGCACGAAAAGAAGGUGCAUAUGUGUGAAAAACCCGAACCCAAGGAAUGUCCAAUAUGCCAGAAAAAAGUUGAUCCGAAAUAUUUAAAAAACCACAUAGAGAACGUGCACACGUCCGAGCGUAAAUUUAUCUGUGAUAUUUGCGGUGAUCCUUUCAAGAGUUACGUUUUGCUUCACAGCCAUAAACGUUUGCACUUGGAGCGAAAUUUCGCAUGCACCGUGUGCGAGAAAAAGUUUAUACGCUCAUCCGAUCUGAAAGUACACAUGCGCAUACACACAGGCGAAGAGCCAUAUGAAUGUCAUUUGUGUGAUCGUAGAUUUAAAAUCAAAGUGCGCCUUAAUUAUCACCUGCAGCGUCAUGCUGGCAUCAAGCGGAAGUGUCAGGAGUGCGGCAAGGAAUUUAAUCAUGUUAAACAGCUGAAAAUCCAUUCCUAUAAACACACUGGCAUGCCAUAUCGAUGUUCUGUGUGUGAAUAUGGCUGUGCGCAGCGUGAUGUUUUUCGAAAGCAUUUAUUACGUAUGCACGACAUGACUAUGACUGAUGAGGAGUAUUGUGCAAUGUUCAAAGCGAAUACUGGGCGUAAUCCACAUGUGAAGACUCUGGAAGAAUUGCAGUCGGAGGCGCAAAUUAUGGAGCAAGAACUAGAGCAAGAGCAGUCAAACUAAAACAUUGUAUGACGAACAAAAAAUAUGAUUUAUAUUUUUAAACUAUUCUUCCCCGCGGCUGCGCUCGCAUUUAAUCACUUGAAUAAAUAUCAAAAGUUUAUUAACAAUACAAAAUUACUAAAUGCAUAUUAUAUGUACACGAAUACUAUAACGCGAUGAUACCAUCUUUGCGCUGGUGGUAUUAACCCAAAUUAUGUCUGAUUAACGCUUUCGAUGCAUUUUUGUUUGGUUAGAUUUUAACAUUUUUCGAUAAACAAUCAACCGAAAUUGAAUAUUAUUUUAUUGAAUUGAAAUAUAUUUCAACGAGUAAAAUUGUAAAAUCG
Molecule: messenger RNA, 2598 nt
Organism: Bactrocera dorsalis (oriental fruit fly)
Lineage: Eukaryota; Metazoa; Arthropoda; Insecta; Diptera; Tephritidae
Product: zinc finger protein 878
Exons: 5
Coding region: 137-2275 (712 amino acids)
Biological process (GO): regulation of transcription by RNA polymerase II
Cellular component (GO): nucleus
Molecular function (GO): zinc ion binding; DNA-binding transcription factor activity; RNA polymerase II cis-regulatory region sequence-specific DNA binding
Source: RefSeq, a predicted model, not a curated record